GGGCCGCGCGGGCCCUUUAAGAACAGCGGGACCGGCGAGCAGUAGCUGGGAGCAGAGCGCAGUCGCCCGGCGGGCUCGGGAGGACACAGCGCCCGGGACCGGGCUCCGGGAACCGGGUGUGCGCAGCCCAGCCGAGUCGGGGCGCGCCCCCCUCGCCCCUCCCCAUCCUUGUCAUCUCUCGGCGGACUGGGGCCGGGGCCCUCCCCAGUCGCCCGCCCCGCCCCGGCCCCGCCCCGGCCCGCGCCGCCGGGACCGGGAGCCGGGCCGCGGUGCCGCAGCCGGAGGCAGGUGAGAAGGGCCCGGAGUCUCCAUCCCCGGCCCGCGGCAGCGCCAAGCUUCUCGGUCCGCACCGGCCCGGGGGCGCAUCAAGGCCCUCUCCCUGCAGGCCGGCGGCGUGAUGGCGGAGAAGGCGCUGGAGGCCGUGGGCUGUGGACUAGGACCCGGGGCCGUGGCCAUGGCCGUGGCGCUGGAGGACGGGGCGGAGCCCCCGAUGCUGACCACGCACCUGAAGAAGGUGGAGAACCACAUCACCGAAGCCCAGCGCUUCUCACACCUACCCAAGCGCUCAGCGGUGGACAUCGAGUUCGUGGAGCUGUCCUACUCCGUGCGGGAGGGGCCCUGCUGGCGCAAACGGGGUUAUAAGACCCUCCUCAAGUGCCUGUCGGGUAAAUUCUGCCGCCGGGAGCUGAUCGGCAUCAUGGGCCCCUCGGGGGCUGGCAAGUCCACAUUCAUGAACAUCCUGGCAGGGUACAGGGAGUCUGGCAUGAAGGGGCAGAUCCUGGUCAACGGGAGGCCGCGGGAACUGAGGACCUUCCGCAAGAUGUCCUGUUACAUCAUGCAGGAAGACAUGCUGCUCCCACACCUGACGGUGUUGGAAGCCAUGAUGGUCUCUGCUAACCUGAAGCUGAGUGAGAAGCAAGAGGUGAAGAAGGAACUGGUGACGGAGAUCCUGACAGCACUGGGCCUGAUGUCCUGCUCCCACACGAGGACGGCCCUGCUCUCCGGUGGGCAGAGGAAGCGUCUGGCCAUCGCCCUGGAGCUGGUCAACAACCCGCCGGUCAUGUUCUUUGACGAACCCACCAGUGGUCUGGACAGCGCCUCCUGUUUCCAAGUGGUGUCCCUCAUGAAGUCCCUGGCCCAGGGGGGCCGUACCAUCAUCUGCACCAUCCACCAGCCCAGUGCCAAGCUCUUUGAGAUGUUUGACAAGCUCUACAUCCUGAGCCAGGGUCAGUGCAUCUUCAAGGGCGUGGUCACCAACCUGAUCCCCUACCUGAAGGGGCUCGGCUUGCACUGCCCCACUUACCACAACCCGGCUGAUUUCAUCAUCGAAGUGGCCUCUGGAGAGUACGGAGACCUCAACCCCAUGCUGUUCAGGGCUGUGCAGAAUGGGCUCUGUACCAUGGCUGAGAAGAAGAGCAUCCCAGAGAAGAAUGAGGUCCCCACCCCUUGCCCCCCUUGCCCUCAGGAAGUGGAUCCCAUCGAAAGCCACACCUUUGCCACCAGCACCCUUACACAGUUCUGCAUCCUUUUCAAGAGGACCUUCUUGUCCAUCCUCAGGGACACGGUCCUGACCCACCUGCGGUUUGUGUCCCACGUGGUAAUCGGCGUGCUCAUUGGUCUCCUUUACCUGCACAUUGGUAACGAUGCCAGCAAGGUCUUCAACAACACCGGCUGCCUCUUCUUCUCCAUGCUGUUUCUCAUGUUUGCUGCCCUUAUGCCAACUGUGCUCACCUUCCCCUUAGAGAUGGCAGUCUUCAUGAGGGAGCAUCUCAACUACUGGUACAGCCUCAAAGCAUAUUAUCUGGCCAAGACCAUGGCCGACGUGCCCUUUCAGGUGGUGUGCCCGGUGGUAUACUGCAGCAUUAUGUACUGGAUGACAGGCCAGCCAGCUGAAACCAGUCGCUUCCUGCUCUUCUCAGCCCUGGCCACUGCCACCGCCUUGGUGGCCCAGUCUUUGGGGCUGCUGAUUGGAGCCGCCUCCAAUUCCCUACAGGUGGCCACCUUUGUGGGCCCAGUUACCGCCAUCCCUGUCCUCUUGUUCUCCGGUUUCUUUGUCAGCUUCAAGACCAUCCCCACUUACCUGCAAUGGAGCUCCUACCUCUCCUAUGUCAGGUAUGGCUUUGAGGGUGUGAUUCUGACCAUCUAUGGCAUGGAUCGAGAAGAUCUGACCUGCCUGGAGGAGCACUGCCCUUUCCAGAAUCCACAGAGUAUCCUCCGAGCGUUGGAUGUGGAGGACGCCAAGCUCUACAUGGACUUCUUGGUCUUGGGCAUCUUCUUCCUGGCCUUGCGGCUGCUGGCGUACCUUGUGCUCCGUUACCGGGUCAAGUCAGAGAGAUAGAGCCUUGCCCUGGCCUGCGCCCCAGCCCCCGCAGCGGGAGCCCCCAGCCCCAGCCCUCUGGGACUGUUUUAACCUCGUAGACUUUGGCACUGGUUGCUGGUGCAGCCAUCCUCCCCUCUCUCAGCUGCUCCACAGGCUGGCUGCUGGACUGCGCUCCCGGCCGUGGCCGUGGCAACCGGGGCUCCAGCCCUCCCCGCCAUGCCCAGGAGUCUUCCCCAGUUGAUGCAGUUUGUAGCUUCCUCCCUAGUCCCUCCAACAUCUGCAUGCAAAGACCACUAGGAGGCUGCCGCCCUCCUUCCCGCCCUCGGCACCCUCCUCUGUUGUCUGCCUGGGAGCCCCAGGGUCUCCAGGCCCCCACUUACAACUGACCAAAGUGGCCUCCUCUGGGGGUCCCCGCCACACAAGUGUUUGUAAACUGGACUGUUCUGAGGUUCAGGUUCCAGGGCUGGGCCCUGGGGGGGCCCCCUGGAAGUCCCAUUUGGACACUGGAACGGAGCAGGGAAGGCUCUGGAAGUCUGUUCCUCCUCCUCACCUUCUCCCCACCCCCAGACCUGGCCGCCUUGGACAAUCUGCUGGGACAGAACCUGGGUUUUCUGUCUGGGUCGCCCCUCCCAAUCCUGGGGAUUGGAGAGGCCUGGGGCCACGGGACGCCCCGUUUACCCUUCCCCAUCCCCUUUGGUGGGGGUAGGGUCUGGUGGCACCUCUGCAAUAAUGUUUGUGUUUCUCUCUCACCUGCCACUGGAACUGGAGAAUGCACUUUAUUCUGGGGCAUGAGUAGGAGAAGACCAAGCUUCCUUUCUUGCUUCUCCUACCCGGUCCUGCAAAACUCCCUCCCCUCCCCAGAGUUAACGGGCGCAUACAUGCAAACAGGCAAUCUCAGACCUGUACACACUCGCUGUCCGCCGUGGCUCCGAGGAGCGAUGGUGGCAGUGGUGGCGGUGGGAGCUGCGGGAAGGGCGGUGCCGGCCUCCUCCUGGGCAUGCCGCUUGGACUGUAAGGUUGAGGCUGGUGCUGCCCGGGGUGUCUCCAGGAUCUGCAGGUGUCUACCCCCGAGUCUUCCUUCCCCUCCAAGUCAGGGGCGGCACAAGGCACUAUCUGUCUGGAGUUCAGGAGCCAACACAAGCACAAGCACGGGCAUCAGUUGGCCUUGGCCGCCUGCCACCCCAUGCCCCCUCUCUUGUGCGUCAGGCUGGUAUUCUCACUCUCUUACCCCUUCCCCAGCCGCUUGCUGCUCAUUCAAACUCCCGUCUGGGUCUCUCCACACCCUUCCCAUCAGCCAAGGCGGCCCCUGGGCACCAGAGCGACAGACACAGAACAUGUCUGGCCGUUGUGGUAGGUCCAAGGCUCAUGCCGCUUCUGAUUUCCCCUUCCCCCAGGGCUCUUUCCCGCCCCCCUGAUUUCUGUACACAUACCACUCUUCCUUCUCUUGUCCUGCCACGGAUUCCCGCCAUCACCCAGAGAUGCCAGUUGUAUUUGUGGGGUUUCACCCAUUAUUAAUAAAACCUAUAUUUAUACAGUA
This is a messenger RNA of Acinonyx jubatus (cheetah), 3857 nucleotides long. RefSeq names its product ATP binding cassette subfamily G member 4 (gene ABCG4). Gene Ontology annotation, cellular component: plasma membrane. The record is from RefSeq and is a predicted model, not a curated record. NCBI's taxonomy places the organism in Eukaryota, Metazoa, Chordata, Mammalia, Carnivora, Felidae. The transcript has 15 exons. Gene Ontology annotation, molecular function: ATP hydrolysis activity; ABC-type transporter activity; ATP binding. The coding region runs from base 398 to 2338 and encodes 646 amino acids.